Molecule: messenger RNA, 1277 nt
Organism: Pomacea canaliculata
Lineage: Eukaryota; Metazoa; Mollusca; Gastropoda; Architaenioglossa; Ampullariidae
Exons: 3
Coding region: 231-794 (187 amino acids)
Source: RefSeq, a predicted model, not a curated record
AGAACUUAGCUCGCUGUAACUGUAACAUUGAAUCUGAAUAAUAAAAAAAUGUUUCAGUGGAAACAUCCUGUUUCAUAAUCGCAGUGACUAGCUAUUCAACAAUCUAUUAAUGAAAUUACAAGAAACUCAUCUUUGUACCACGAACUCCCCAAACUAAACAAGAAUGGCUUUCUUAAUCCCAGAAAAUUUCAAAAAUUACAUGCGGAGGUUCGUGGGAGACGUUCUGUACGAUGUUGGACAUGAAGCGCUGUGUACCUUCACUUACCUGCCGUGGAUUGUUGGUGUCCUCAUUCUGUCAACAGGAUGGAUGUCGCCAUAUUGGCAGGUGGAGUCUGAGAAAGUCAGUGGUCUCUGGACAUGGCGAGAUAGUACAACAUGGGGCUUUGUUGUAUGGAACGCUUACAGGACAGAAACACAUUAUCCCUAUAUUGAUGUCAAAGCGGGUACUACGACUGUUGGCAGAUCUCAUACGGUGGGUGCAGGUGUAUGAAGGACUAGGGUUCCUACUGUCAUCAUUAUCUGUGAUAUCGUCAUUGACAGCAGUGUGUGUCACCGAGCAGAGUGUCAUCAAUUUUUACAAACUCCUUGCCAGUGCCUGCUCUAUGUUCGACGGUCCACUCAUUCUUGCUGGAUGCAUAGUCUUCUGGGUACAGCUUGAAGGAGGACACACGGGUCCCUCAUUCUGGCUUACUCUGAUUGCUGGAUUAUUGCAUGUCCCGAGGGGAAUGGUGGGAAUGAAUGUAGUCUGGAAAAUGUUGUCGCAGCAGAGAGAACAAGGGCUACAUGAAAACUGAGAGACCCUUCCGUUUAGUGAACAUUAUUUACAUCUGUAACGAUAUUUCUGACUCCGUAUGUUACAUUAUAGUUUAAAUAACUAUCAUUUUUCUUUUAGCUCAGCCUGGUUGUGCAUAGAUACUGCGUUGUGGUCAUAGCCGAAAAUUUAUUAAAAACUGUGGAAUUUUGCCAGAUGACAAGUUGCAGUUACUGGUACACUUCAGUUAUUUAAAGACGACCUGAUGACUGGAGCAAACAAAAUGCUUUCAGAGAAAACAGUUCGUCGUCUUGCUCGGACUGCUUGCUAAACCUUGUUUUGCUGUAGUCUGUAGAAAUGUAUUUAUAUUUAGUUCAGCUCGGCUCCUCUAUUUAACUGUUAGUAAGAAAUAUUGAACGAGUGCUAGGAGUAUAUUUUACGUGAAAAUAAUUAGCAGUUCUGUUUUACUAAUAAAAUGUUUACUAAACACUGAAUUUGAAGAGAAAAAAACUAUGUAUGAGCCCAA